Molecule: messenger RNA, 1711 nt
Organism: Glycine soja
Lineage: Eukaryota; Viridiplantae; Streptophyta; Magnoliopsida; Fabales; Fabaceae
Product: putative cyclin-D6-1
Exons: 6
Coding region: 563-1381 (272 amino acids)
Biological process (GO): mitotic cell cycle phase transition; regulation of cyclin-dependent protein serine/threonine kinase activity
Cellular component (GO): nucleus; cytoplasm; cyclin-dependent protein kinase holoenzyme complex
Molecular function (GO): cyclin-dependent protein serine/threonine kinase regulator activity
Source: RefSeq, a predicted model, not a curated record
UUUUCCUAGAAUAUGUAAGCACGCAUGGUAGAAUUUAAAAUUUUAUGAACGUCAUGAUAGCAGUGGGACAUGAUGAUUCAACCAUUUGUAUGUGGAGGGUGAAAGUAACGGUGACACUCCUAAUGUUAACCAAAACAUUGUCACUUCCAUCUCAGAUCAAACGCACAUGCUACAUUAUUAUAUUCUCUUUCCUGAAUUUCCAUACCUGUAGAACUUUUCUUAUCUUGGCGAGGUGGUAGAAAAUGUAAUCCUACUAUGUCAAAACUUAUUGAACUCUUUAGGCACUUCUCUGUGCUUUUCCUUAUUUCUAUGUCUAUAGAUGAGAAAGAGUGAGGAGCAAAGAGUCCAUAUUCCAUAAUAUGUAUUUGUAAAUGCUACUACUGCCAAUAAAGAAGGCAAACACAAUCACUUUAUCAACACAGAAAGCCAAGCUUCUCUUUCUUUUCCAUCAACACAGUUACCAUCUUGAAACUUUUUGUCUCUUUGUCUUUCUCAUGCAUUGAAUUCCUCAAUAACAAUGCACAGAAUGUAGAAAACAGACUAGGUUAUCAGGAAAGGGAAGAUGGAGUUUGAUCUUGAAGACCCACUAGUCAGCUUGGAAGAAGAGCAAACCUUUACUAUAUCAGAACUCUUUGCCUCCGAAUCUGAACACGUGCCUUCACCAAACUGCUUAACUUCAACACAUUUUCGCGUUUUCUGUUGUGAAGCUAUAUCUCUCAUUCUUCAGGUUCAGGUUUCUUGCAAAUUGGACCCAUUUGUAGCUUAUCUUGCUAUAAAUUACUUGCACCGUUUCAUGUCAAGCCAAGAAAUUCCGCAAGGGAAGCCGUGGUUUCUCAGGCUUGUUGUCAUAUCAUGUCUUUCUCUUGCUUCAAAGAUGAAGAACACAACUUUAUCAUUUUUGGUUAUACAAAAAGAAGGUUGCUACUUUAAGGCUCAGAGUAUUCAGAGAAUGGAACUUCUUAUUCUCGGGGCUCUGAAAUGGCGUAUGAGGUCGAUUACACCUUUUUCUUUCCUUCAUUUCUUUAUCUCUUUAGCUGAAAUUAAAGACCAAUCACUAAAGCAAGCACUUAAAAGUAGAGCUUCAGAGAUAAUCUUCAAUGCUCAAAAUGACAUUAAGCUUUUAGAGUAUAAACCUUCAACUGUUGCAGCAACUGCCCUUAUCUUUGCAUCUCAUGAACUAUUCCCACAGCAAUAUUCUAUUCUGAGAGCUUCAAUUACAGCCAGCGAGUACCUAGAUGGGGAGACGUUGUCCAAGUGCUUUGACUUGAUGCAAGACAUGAUGAGAAUGGAAGCAAAGGAGUUAAUGAUAGAUACAAGCUUUUUAAGCACAGAAACUCCAGUGAGUAUGUUGGAGAGAAACACUAAACGACAAAGAAUUUAGUGGUUUAUAUAUGUUGCAGAAGAAAAAUCCAAUUUUCUCAAACUUAAGAAGAAGAAAGCUGAGGGAAAAGGAAAACAAUCAUGUUUGGUCCAUAUGUUCUGUGUCACUGUUUCCACUCAGUCCAAAACAAGAGAGGACGCAAGGCCUUGAUUUGGAAUGAGAGUUGAGAUAUCCAUACACUCCUGAGUGUUGUUCACCAUAAAGAAAUUAUUACUGUAAUCUAGUGCAUAAAAUGAAAAUCAGGAGUUAUUAAAUCAAAUGGAAGUUGUAAGGUGGCAUGGACCAAUGCAAUGAAAUAAAAAGGCUGAUAUAUAUAUAGGGGUUAAUUUG